AUCCAUCCCAUCGCAUCGCAUCGCAUCGCAUCGCGUCGCAUCGCAUCGGUACGAUACAUACGCACACCACACACACACUGCGCCGCAUUCGGCCAUUCAUUUGGCGGUUGGUGGGUAGCUGGCCCUUACAGCCUUCCCUCGCACGCAGCCAGGCGCACAGGGAGGGAAGGGGAGGCCACACCGCACCACACAAUUGCCUUCCUUUGAACACGGCCGAUCGAUUGGUCGAUCGAUGGACAUUCAGAGGUCGUUGUCACUGCAGCGUGGCUUGCCAGCGGUUGCUGCGGGAUGGUACGUGCAGAAGUGCUGGUCCACCGAGGAAUACAGCUGGCAAUCGCCGCUUGGCAGAUGGUUGAACCACACGCAGCCAUGCGUUGACUUGCAGCUGACACAAACAGCCAGACAGACAGACAAGACACAAUGGUGCGGGGUUCCGUUGUGUGUAGUUGGAUGCUUACAUGUUCUGGCAUUGGUCUGCGCUGUCCACUUGCCGUCUGCUGUGCAUCUGGCGUCCGGGGCACUUUUUGUUGAGCACAUGGCAGCUGCGCCGGCACAUGACGAAGGAGCUGCACUGCACAAACGACGUGCUACACACGGUGAAGUACUCGGGGGCAUCAUACAACAUACACUGCAGCCACACACACACAGCAUCACAGACACACAAAGCCAAAGACUCGUAGGGUCACUCUGUCUUUCCCCCUCCCUCCCUCCCAGGUUCACCUGAGGGGGCUGUGCGUCGCCAUAAGGUGGGUCAUAGACUCUCAGCUCGAAGGCCUUGCACCGCUGGUCGUCGUGGCAUGCAGCCUGGCACUGGUAGUACCCCUGGCUGCCGUACUCGCCGGCCCCCGACACCUGGAACUCCACCAGCGUCGUGUCGGCCACCAGGCCGAAGUCAAGCACCGACCAGAUGCCCCUCGCGGCCUCGCGGGCACCGGGGAAAGACGGAGAGCAGAACUUGUUCACGGGGAAGGGGGGAGCUGGCACACAACACAAGAUAUGCCAGACAGAGAAUCAGACAGAAGGACAGACAGACAGACCGACAGACAGAUGCAAUCUACACGCACACCCAGCCAGACGUACCAGUGUUUUGUCUGGUGCAUUGGCUUGGUUUAGGUCCCGACACCUUGUCCUUGCAGCAGCCCCUCUCCCCCUGACGCCGCGCGCCCCUCGGUGCGUCCUUUCCCUUGAGCGAGCACCCCCACUCAGGCCCAUAGCUCCAGUGGAAACAGCCGCUGGUGCUUUCGCACUCCUUGGAGCAUGCCUCCGCUGACUGGAUGUGAGGCAGGUCGUGGAAGCCGUUCUUGCGGGGGAGAUCGUGACCGAGAUAGUCAAUGCCCCACCGCCAACACGCAGCUGCACAUAGACAGACAGGCAGACAGACAGGCAGACAGACAGGCAGACAGACAGAUGCCGACAAUGGCACACGUGUGUCUGUCUGUUGAGGGUGUGUGCUGAUUAUGUGCUCACCCCCUUGAGCGCAGUUGUAGCUGUCGUGUGUGCCUGACACCAUGGCGGCCUUCCUGAGGGGGUAGUCCCUCAGCUGCAGGUCCCAGCCCAUCAGCACACAGCCAGUCUCGGGACUCCACGCCCACCGGGAGGCGCCGGGCGUCUCACGGGCAGCCAUGCUGAUCAAUACGACAGGCAGAUGCAGCCACACACCCGUUCGUCCACUCUACGCGUGUCUGUGUGUGUGUGUGUGUAUGAUUACCUGCAUAGGCUUGGACUGGUGGCCUGUUUUGCCAGAGGGGCGUGCAGCUCGUCUCCCUCGAACUGCCGCACUCCCCACUCCCAGCAGCUGGACAGCUGCAGACGCCGACUCUUGUGGCCAAUAUCUGCCUGCCUUCGCAGCACCACCUGGGCAUCAGCAGCAGCCACCAACAGCACCAGGGCCGCCAGAAAGGUCAGCAUCAGCAGACAAGUGAUUGUGGAGGGACAGAUAGGGGCUGGACGGAAAGGGGUGAGAUCAGGUCAGUCAAGGCUCUGCUAUACAAACAGUACACUACAGUCACAGAUAUUCAAACAGAUCUAGG
Messenger RNA from Vitrella brassicaformis, 2030 nucleotides. The record is from the annotation of a GenBank genome assembly. NCBI's taxonomy places the organism in Eukaryota, Vitrellaceae.